AUGACUCUGGAUCUGACUCCCGCGGAGGAGCACUACCUCAAGAGAGAGCUUCUAAAGCAGGAGCUCGUACGGGAAAUUGAAGGCCUGGAUGAUCCGAAGGCUCUUCGAAGGUUCGGAUACCCUUUUUCUGCUGAGGACCCCCGCUCUGCGCACUCCAAGAAGAAGCUCAUUCGCCGCUUGAAACGAUCAAAAGCCUCUGAGACAGAGAGCGAUUCGGAGAGUAAUGAAGACCAGGGCUCUGAGUUUCCGCUGUUGAGCCAUUUUCUCCAGCAUUUUGUGAUGAAGCUGCCACUGCUAGCAAAGGACCUGGUCAACAAGGAGGACUUCUGGCAGGAGAAAGUCCAGUUAUUCUUCGAACACUUUAUGGAACAGCAAUUCAGCUCCAGUUUCGACCGUGAGGAGCUCACAAAGAGAAAGAGGCUUGCCACGAAGUUGUCAAAAAUGGUACUAUUGAUGUACAAUUCUGGCAUAGGCUGCAAAAAAGAAGUAGAGUACUUUGAGCAGGACAAGUUCGAGCUGGAAGGCUCGAAGAGACCUCUGAAGCAACAGAAACUGGAUCAAUUUGUUAUGCCUUCAAAGGAGAGUUUGAGAUAUCUUCUUACCGAGGAGCCGUAUUAUAUAAACGGUUGGGACUUCAACGUGAUGGCGGCGGUCAGCCACAAAACAUUGAAUCCUGAACCUCCGGCUAAAGCGAAGGCUUCAUCCAGUUCUGGUUCAAAAUGGAUGAAAACACCAGCGUUUCUUUCUCCUAGCUCCCUAACUUCACCCUCAAAGUUCUUUUCAAGGCUCACAAUGACCGAUUCCUCUUCUGAAAAAGGCGAGUAUAUCUUUGUUACGCGAAUCAGACAAGAGGGUGCUGAGGAUGCAUGGUUUAUCAACAAGAAGUACUCCGACUUCAAACGUCUUGUUUCCGAUCUAAACAAAGAAUUCCCUGGCAAGGAGCUGCCAAAGCUGCCGCACCAGAGCAAAGUUGGUGUAUCAUCGACUACUUCCUUUGAGGCACCCUCUGACAAGAGUAAUACAAGUCAACCGUCGACUCCUCGUGAGAAAAUUGUCUCCACGUUCAGCGAAGAAGCAUCAUCUCUUGAGGCGAUGCCUGACGAAGCAUUAAUCCGAGGCGGUGAUGACGAUGAUGACUUUCAAGACGCAGCAGAAACUGUGACAAAGCACCUGCCCAGGGAGAAAUUAAGGACAUCCCUGCGAAAGUUUUUGAGAGUCUUGGUUGAGGACAACGAGGUCGCACAAGGUGUCUCCCUAAAGAAAUUUGUUCGGGGAUCUAAGCUCGAGUAUGCAGCGCUUCCGCCUCCAGUUUUGCAGGACAUGAAAAGUAGAGAGGCUGUUGAUGUUGUCAACCUGGAAAACCAAAUUGUGUUCCAGAAACUAGCUUUCGAGCAAACGCUUCAACUGCAAAACGCGAUGAAAGAAUUCAAAACCUCUGUAUUGGAAGAUGAGGACUAUUUGUUGAAACUCUUUCAGGAGAUUAAAGUCAAGGACUGCGUGGAACAGCUUUCGCCCGCAUUGAAAGGCUUUAUGGGCUGGUGUAGGAUCAAUUUGUCCGCCACAAUAUACCAAACGUUUUUGGGUAACGACGGCGGUUAUGAGCUAUUUACGCAGGUUAAAAGGCUGCACAGGCUGCUUCCAUAUACUGUGAUGAUACAAAUCCUUAAAAUCACGAACCCGAUGGCUAUAAUGAAGGGUAUGAUGGAUUUGUUCAUGGCCCGUCCUUUUGGCGGAAACUCUCUGUUACAGAACAUGUUCUCUUCUGUUUUGAGCGAUGACCUGAAAUCUCAACUCAAACUGGCAAAGGAAUUGGAAGAGUCCGCAGCCAGAGAGAGCAAUUUUGGUUCUGAAGUUUCUAAGGUACUUGCUUCGGCUAUUUUUGAUAAUGAAGACGGAAAGCUUCUUGACAUGCAAGCAGUUCAUGAUGAAGCGGUCGAGAUGAACAUGCCUUUAGCCAUUGUUCUUGCUAUGAAGUGUAACGAGAAAGGUUACUUGUCCCAUGACGCGUUAGGCGAACUGAUCGAAUCAUAUUCCUUGUGGAAGACCCAAGAAAACACAACUAGCGAAGCAUUGUUCAAAACAGAUUCUUCGACUUCGAUUGAAGAUGUCCCAGGCCUUUAUUUUUCACACAUUAAGAGUCUGCUGCAAAUAUAUAUUCGCGAGCGUGACAAGAGGUUAAUGAAGCAGAUAUGGCAGGACCCUGAACUAUCCCAGUUGUUGAAGUCUAUCGUUGCGUUAUUUUAUGAGCCAAUGGUGAGAAUAUUCCGGGUUUCAAGAAUGGACGUUGCCUUCAGGAAUUUUGAAAGGUUUAUGAACGACCUUGUUUCGUUAUUGGAUGGCGUUAUAAAUGGACGAAACUCCUUCUCAACAAGCUUCAAUGUUGUAGACGCAAUCAACAAACUAGUUGAGAAGCAUGAGAACUCGUUGUAUCAGUUCAUUCAUGAGAUUUGCAUGCAUGAUACUGAAAAGACGUUUGAGGGUAUGAUAACAUACUUGACGUCGAUCGUUAAGUUUCUGCAGAAGAGCAAAUACGGCCAAACAGACAGACUAGAUCUGAGCGAAUUAGCAAAUGGGGGCGUUGCGCAAGGUCUCGAUACUGCGCUGUUAAAGAAGCAGCUGGCUGAACUCGUGAGCAGCAAAGAAGAAUCUCGCAAACUGUAUCAGAAACUGGUCGAUGCCAAGACGUCUAGCCCUGAUAAAAAGAGUGAAAAUCUCAAAGAGGCAAUGGAGCGCAAGUGGAAGGAAUCAAACGAGGCGGCUUUGCCAGAGACUGUUACGGAACUGGGGCUGCAAGAUGGUGAUCUAGUCGACUUAGACCUCGACGUGGGGGAUUAUGCGUAUCUGGAUGAAGAGGAACAGGAAGCUCUUCAGCAGGAGCAUCGCGAAAUUUUGGACAAAAAAGUUGAUUUGAGUGAGGUCUCCAAAAUGGUGGACGUUGUCUUCAAGGAUAAGCUCAAGGAAAUACUGAAAGUAUAG
Lachancea thermotolerans CBS 6340 is the source of this 2976-nucleotide messenger RNA. RefSeq names its product Lec1p (gene LEC1). Lineage: Eukaryota; Fungi; Ascomycota; Saccharomycetes; Saccharomycetales; Saccharomycetaceae. Gene Ontology annotation, molecular function: phosphatidylinositol binding. The transcript has a single exon. The coding region runs from base 1 to 2976 and encodes 991 amino acids. The record is from RefSeq and is a predicted model, not a curated record.